AAAGUAAUUUAUCGGAUACCAAACGACCGGUAUCGUUUGCUUUGCCUGCGACUUUAGAGAGGCUCAAUGAACCUCUAACGAAACAACAGUCAUUUAUUGCGACUAACGUAGUUUUAGCCCUGCAGGCAAAUGCAAGACAAGAAGAUUAUGACAGACGCCCGAAAUCUCUUUUGGACUUGGAAAUAAUUAAAAAAUUGGCUUCCAAAGACGAAAAGAUCACGCAAUUUGUGAGACUACUAUCUGUCUCUCUAGACGUUCUCCUAAAAAAAUAUACCUGGACUGAUUUUAUUGACGAAUUUAACUGUCCACAUUGCAGUUUGGUUGAAACAUUAGCAACUAUUGAAAAUGCACUCGAGGGCUCAAAGUGGAUGCCUAAUAACAAAGAAAAUGGGUUAAAGCUCGAAGAUGACUGA
This is a messenger RNA of Funneliformis mosseae, 413 nucleotides long. The record is from the annotation of a GenBank genome assembly. NCBI's taxonomy places the organism in Eukaryota, Fungi, Glomeromycota, Glomeromycetes, Glomerales, Glomeraceae.